GUUUUGUCUCCUAAACUGUGAGUUGCACUGAGUUUUUCACUCUUUUCCUUCAAUGCACUUCCCCCUCCUUCACCCCUCCGGCCAUUUGCCUCGUGGUCAAGGACAAGGGGCACAAACUUUUCAUGAUGAGACAUCAUAGCUGGCACCAGUCAGACGGGGAUAUUUACUCUAUCCUCCAUGCUGAUUAGCUUGCGAUCCGGAAACGCUAACUGGAUCCUGACAUUCUUUCACACCGUUCAUGCUCUAUGCUCUUGAAACACUGGUUGGAGAUAUAUGCUAAUCAUUGUGUCUCCUCAGAACCCUAGCCUCCCUCCAUUCCAGUGGGAAAUCAAAAACCAAGCAGUUUGAGACUCGCUAAAAUUUCCCACACUAGCGAAGUUUUGCCCCGCAAUAGAAGCAGCUUCUUCCUGCAACCCAAGUCAUUAGACCAAUCCUUAAAUAAAAUAAAACAACCAACAUGGUUCUGCACAACCCCAACAACUGGCACUGGGUGAACAAGGACGCCUCGGGCUGGGCCAAAGACUACCUUAAGGAGAAGCUCGUUGUCGUCUCCGCAGAGGACAAUGGCGCCUCCGCCAAGAUUUCCAACCUGCUGUCGAUGGAUGGCGAUGUAGACGUCAGCCAGCGGAAGGGCAAGGUCAUCACCUUGUUCGACGUCAAAGUACAGCUGGAGUAUGAAGGUAAGACCAAGGACGAGGAGUCCGUUAGUGGUACCAUCACCAUUCCUGAGGUAGCCCAUGAUACCGAGGAAGAUGAGUACGUCUUUGAAAUCGAGAACUACUCCGAUUCCCCCUCCAAGCAGGCCGUGAAGGACCUUGUUCGCUCCAAGCUCGUCCCCCAGCUCCGUAAGGAACUCGCCACGCUUGCUCCGGCUCUGAUCACCGAGCACGGCAAGGACCUCCAGCAUGCCCCUGGUGUCAACCCUUCCAGCGGCUUCGCUGCGCCCAAGUACCACCCCCAAAACAAGAAGGAGACCGCCGCCCCCGUCGCCACCACCACCACCACUAGCAAUAAGGUCUCGGUCAACACCACCACCGUGACUGCCUCGGACGAGUUCCGCACCACCGCCGAGGAGUUGUACAACACUUUCACCGACCCUCAACGCAUUGCCGCGUUCACCCGCGGUGCUCCCCGUCAGUUCGAGGGCGCCCACGUCGGCGGCAAGUUCGCCAUCUUCGAUGGCAAUGUCAGCGGCGAGUACGUCAAGCUCGAGCCCACCGAAAUCACACAGAAGUGGCGCCUGGCCCAAUGGCCCGAGGGUCACUUCAGUACGCUCGACAUCAAGCUCGACCAGAACGACGUCGACGGUGUGACCCAGAUGCGCGUGACCUGGACCGGCGUCCCCGUCGGCCAGGAGGACGUGACCAAGCAGAACUGGGAUGUGUACUACAUCCGCAGUAUCAAGCAGACUUUUGGGUUUGGCACUAUCCUCUGAGCACAUGCAUGAGUUUGUGAAGAAUCUUUAAACUUCUCAUCUGGGAACACUAUAAUUGGGUAGAGAGCGGAUGAUUUAAAGCCAUAAACCUGUCCAUAUCAACGCGCGUCGUCAAUUUUGUUUUUGUCGUGUUAGGGCGGACCGCUGGGUUGAGGCGUUUGGGGGGUUCCUGGGCAUAAAGCAGGCAUUAUGCGCUGCGGCACCGUCAUCAUACCUUGAUCAUACCUUCCUUUCUUCCGGAUAUAUACACACGUACCCUGUACCGUCGGCGGCGAAGGGGGGGUUGCGCGCACGUGUUCGACGAGUCCACGAUAGACAGACAAUGACUAGUACAGUACAUCUUUCCCUGGCAUUAGUUCCUUGUAGUAAGGUACCUAAGCUUGAUAUGCAG
Messenger RNA from Aspergillus uvarum CBS 121591, 1826 nucleotides. RefSeq names its product AHA1 family protein. The transcript is spliced from 4 exons. The coding region runs from base 458 to 1435 and encodes 325 amino acids. Gene Ontology annotation, molecular function: ATPase activator activity; protein-folding chaperone binding. Gene Ontology annotation, cellular component: cytosol. Gene Ontology annotation, biological process: protein folding; positive regulation of ATP-dependent activity. The record is from RefSeq and is a predicted model, not a curated record. Lineage: Eukaryota; Fungi; Ascomycota; Eurotiomycetes; Eurotiales; Aspergillaceae.